Phytophthora infestans T30-4 is the source of this 627-nucleotide messenger RNA. Its product is annotated as 40S ribosomal protein S24, putative. Gene Ontology annotation, biological process: translation. NCBI's taxonomy places the organism in Eukaryota, Oomycota, Peronosporomycetes, Peronosporales, Peronosporaceae. The transcript is spliced from 3 exons. Gene Ontology annotation, cellular component: ribosome. Gene Ontology annotation, molecular function: structural constituent of ribosome. The coding region runs from base 46 to 459 and encodes 137 amino acids. The record is from RefSeq and is a predicted model, not a curated record.
AUUCCCUGCAGAACUUCUCGUUACUAAGUCAAAAAGACAACAAGCAUGGCUGACAAGGUUCCCGUCACGGUGCGCACGCGCAAGUUCCUCCGCAACAGCCUUCUGGCUCGCCGCCAAAUGGUGGUGGAGGUGAUCCACCCGGGCCGCCCCAACGUGCCCAAGGCUGAGCUUCAGGAGAAGAUCUCCAAGAUGUACAAGGUGAAGGACGCCAACACCGUCUUCCUGUACGGCUUCCGCACGCAGUUCGGCGGAGGUAAGAGCUCGGGCUUCGGUCUCGUGUACGACACGGUGAACGACGCCAAGCGCUUCGAGCCCAAGUACCGUCUGAUCCGCCAGGGUCUGGUUGAGAAGGUCGAGACUUCGCGUAAGCAGAUUAAGGAGGCUAAGAACCGUGGCAAGAAGGUCCGUGGUGUCGGCCGCCGUAUCGCUCGCCACAAGGCCGCCAAGGCCAACAAGUAGAGUGUGGAGGACUCGUCGAAUCUGGCACGAGCAUGGGCUGCAGCUGCUAGCCGCGCUUGGCUCGUCGUCGCCAUUCCGCUGAGAGUAUUUUGGGGAACAAGAAGGUCAUGCUGGGAAGUGUAACUAGUCAAGAAACUCACACGUUUGCUUGAUUUUAUCGCUGUGCUC